GGCCGGUUGAGGUUAAUUUUGUUUUGUUUUCAAAAAAUAUUAAACUACUAAACCUCAUUAAUACUAAUAAUCUGAACAUUUCAGCCACAAAAUGACCUUUGAUAGAGGUGUUGAGCCAAAAGUCUUCAGGGCUAUUCAACAUGUUAACAUGGAAGAAUUGGCGAAAUGUACCGAACAAGAAAUUCGUCCAGUUCUCCCUUGUUUGGUCAGAAUGGGCUUGAUAUCCCCCUUAGAUACUUCAAAAAAAUGCAUGAACAUGAAAGUAACCAUUUUGACCAUCGUUUCCGGCAUGGAACUCGUAAAUUCCAUAGUGGCCCUUCUCUCCAUCGAUUUCCAUAAACUGGAAAUCGACGUUAAAAAAGAACAACAACUGAGACAAAAAGGUAAUACACUUUUAAACGAUUCCGUUUUGAUCGGAAACUUAUCCAACACCAGCAUGGCUUUGGAAUACGAAAGAAGCGACAUGACUCGUAGACUAAGCAUUUUAUUAGGAGAAUUACUAUACAUUCACUCGCAAAUACAAGACGGAGCCGAAACCAACGAACAGGAGUCUUAUAUAAAAUCAUCAGAACUCUUUGAUAACGACAUUUUCGCCGAAGAGUUAUCCGAUAUAAUAUGCAUUGCCCUGGCUGAAUUACCCACGACUUUAAACAUGUGUACACUUGUCGAAACAUUACUCCACGUCCAUAACGGACCUGCUAUUAUUUGUAGGAUUGUAGCGAAUUUCCCGGAUUCCUUCCGAGAAGUUACCACGUAUCUCAUUCAAACUGGUGAAAAACAGGAAGAAAAUAUCUCGAGUGUUGUAAGAACGAGCGCGAUAUCGUUGAUAUGCAAAAUGAAUCCAUCUCAAGCGUUGUCUAUAAGAAACAAGUGCGUAGAUUUGUGCAGAAUGCCCGCCUUAGCGAUAACUUUGUCUCUCGAGCAAAACAAAAACAUUUGCGAUGAUGUAGAUGGUGAUAUGGUGGCGUUUAUAUCCGGAUUAUUAUUAGGAAACGAUCAAACGAUUAGAAAUUGGAUUGCAUUGUUCAUAAGAACCGGCCAGAAACGCAAAGGUGAAGUAUCCAGCAACGCAUUGCAGCAACUAAGAGACGAGUUGCUAAAGAGAUUGCAGAAGAUAAUCGAAGCUUCAUCGGAAGGCGAACUCCCCGAUAGCAUGGUCGUGCAAGCAUCAGCUUUACUGAGGCUCUACUGCGCUCUAAGAGGCAUAGCAGCGAUAAAGUUUCAAGACGACGAAGUGAAUUACAUCGUUCAACUCUUAACGUCUCAUCCUAACCCCACGCCGGCCGGCGUGAGAUUCGUCUCGAUAGGCUUGUGCAUGCUCAUCGCCUGUCCCUCGUUGAUAUCCCUUCCGGAACACGAGAGGAAGAACAUCGAAUGGGUGCAGUGGCUCGUCAAAGAGGAGGCUUAUUUCGAAACGGCCAGCGGCGUGUCGGCCUCCUUCGGCGAAAUGCUGCUCCUGAUGGCCAUCCAUUUUCACAGCAACCAGCUGAGCGCGAUUUGCGACUUGGUGUGCGCCACGCUCGGCAUGAAAAUCGCCAUCAGGCACAACAACAUGACCAGGAUGAAGCAGGUUUUUACGCAGGAGAUAUUCACCGAGCAAGUGGUGACCGCUCACGCUGUCAAAGUGCCGGUUACCAACUCUUUGAACGCUAACAUGACGGGUUUUUUGCCGAUUCAUUGUAUUCACCAGCUGUUAAAAUCUAGGGCGUUCGCGAAACAUAAUGUUAAUAUUAAGAAAUGGAUUUACAAGCAGAUUUGUACGAGCGUCAGUCCUUUGCAUCCGGUACUGAGGAUGCUGGUUGAAGUUUACGUUAACAGUAUUAUUUUACCGAAUACCAAAAAUUCCGAACACACGAAUAAGCCUCUAACUGAAAAUGAAAUCAGGAAGGUUUUUCAAAGUUCGAUAUUUGGACAGUAUUUCGAUCAAAAGCAAUCGAUAUUUACUAUGGAUUUCGACUUGAGUUCUGAGUACCAAGAUGUUGUAGUGGACAAUACGAGUCUGACACCUCAAUUACUACUGUUAUAUUAUUUAUUGUUGUACGAAGAUUGCCGUUUAAAUAACGCUUAUAUUUUGGCAGCAGUGGAACAAACCGGGACGAAAAUCAAAAAAUACACUCCAGAAUUUAUGUCCGAGUUGCCAAUUAAGUAUUUGUUACACCACGCUCAGAAAGAUCAGAGUUCCUAUUCCGGACUUUUUGGGCCGCUUUUAAAACUCCUAGCGACUCAUUUCCCUCACUUAACCCUCGUAGAGGAUUGGCUGGACGAUAUGGCCAUUCAAACCGAAUACAAACCCACUCAUAUUUCGGAAAUAUCGGUCAUCGAAGCGUUCAGCGAAAUCGAGAAUAACCCUUUGAAAUGCGCCAAACUGUUGCAAAAUCUCCUGAAAAAAGAGGCCAUCGAUAUCUGGCCGUUCGUCGAAAUUUUCACUCAACACGCCAAGAAUUUCUUGGGCGACAACGUUCCCAGAUACUUGCAGGAUUUAUAUAGGGACGUUUGGUUCAGAUUAAACACGGUUUUGCCGCGCAGAUUGUGGGUGUUGACGGUGAAGAAUCUCGUAGAAGAUUGCUCCAGUUUAUCACGAAUCGACGUAGCAGAAGAUCCAUUACAAAUAAUGAGAUGCGACGAGCGGGUUUUUCGAUGUGCUCCCAUGUACGCGGUUGUAUUGAGAGUGCUGAGGGCCAGUCUGGCGUCUUCUAGAAGCCAAUUGAUGCAGCAUUUCUUGUCCAAUUUGAAAUUCGAGCAAUCCGGCCAAGUUAUGAAUGAAAGCGAUAGGGAAGAGAUGCGUCGAGCUUGUAUAGCUGCACAGAAGAGCGAUUUCGCCAAGCUUCACAAAUUAAAAUUGUUUCAAAACGAUCUGCCGAUAGCUCAACAUAAACGGGAAAUUCUGGAUAAAUUGAAGCAGUCGAGAGUGCUGCUAAUCGCCGGAGACACCGGCUGCGGCAAAUCCACGCAAGUACCCCAGUACGUUUUGGAAGCCGGUUACAAUAAAAUAGCUUGCACUCAACCUAGAAGAAUCGCUUGCAUCAGUUUAGCGAAGAGGGUCGCCUACGAGACCUUAACGGAGCAAAAAAACACAGUAGGAUAUCAAAUUAGAUUCGAAAAAAGCAAAAGGGCCUCAACCAAAGUUAUAUUCCUAACAGAAGGUCUGCUGUUGAGGCAAGCCUCGGAAAAAGAAACUCUCGAAUCGUACGACGUAGUCAUACUAGAUGAAGUACACGAAAGGAACUUGCACGGGGAUUUUCUGAUAGGAAUAAUGAAAUGUUUGAUGCAUCAACGCGACGAUUUCAAACUAAUACUCAUGUCGGCUACCAUAAAUUUGGAAUUAUUUGCCAGUUACUUCGCCGAAGAGCAGAUACAAAUCAUCAAAGUACCCGGAAGAUUGUUUCCCAUUGAUAUUCAAUACAGGCCUAUCAUCAAGGACCCCUACGAGCGGAAAAGAGACAAACUCGAUUGCACUCCUUACUUGCAACUUUUGCAAAUGAUCGACGAAAAAUACCAACCCACUCAGAAAGGAGACAUGCUGAUAUUUCUCAAUGGAUUUUCGGAAAUAUCAGCUCUAGCCGAAGCCGUUACAGAGUACAGUCAGUUCAAGAAAAACUGGAUUGUUUUACCAUUGCACAGUUCACUGUCUUUAGAAGAACAAGAUAAAGUGUUCGACUACCCCCCGGAAGGUGUCAGAAAAUGCAUAAUCUCCACGAAUAUAGCCGAAACUUCAGUCACAAUCGACGGUAUAAGGUUCGUUAUAGACUCAGGAAAAGUCAACCGAAUGAGCUACAAUACCAACGUCGGUGUGAAUAAAUUAAGCGAAUGCAACAUCUCUCAAGACAGCGCUAAGCAAAGAGCUGGUAGAGCUGGUAGGACGGGUCCGGGCACCUGUUUCAGGUUGUAUUCAGAGGAGGAUUUGAAGAGUUUCGAACCUUUCACGCCCGCCGAAAUACAUCAGGUACCUUUGGAUUCGUUAUUGCUGCACAUGAUCUCUUUGGGGCUCCACGACAUCGCGAAUUUCCCGUUCCUCGAAAAACCCACAAGCAGAAGUUUAGAGGAGAGCAUGGAGAAAUUGAAGUUCAUCGGAGCUUUAGAACUCGACAAGGAAUAUCUAAAGUUAACGCAAUUGGGCGAUUCGUUGAGUCAAUUACCCGUUGAUUUGACAAUUGGUAAGAUGUUAAUUUUGUCUACGGUGUUUGGGAAUAUCAAUUCAGUAUUAGCGCUGGCUUCUCUUCUGAGCAUCCAAAGCCCUUUAACGCAACAGUCCCAGCGAGAUUUGCAAGCUCGCGAGCUGAGAAAACCGCUGGAAUCCGAUCACGGCGAUCCCUUAACUCUACUGAAUUAUUACAAAGAAUGGCUGAAUGUCAAGCAAUCUUAUACACCGGCCAAACAUCACUCGAAAAGGGACGGCGUCAGUUCUAAAGUGUGGGCGAGGAAAAGGUGCUUGGAGGAGCAACGAUUCUACGAAGCCACGAAGUUGAUCGAACAGUUCCGGGAGAUACUGCAAGAGGCCGAGCUGCUGCCCAAACUGAGCGAGGCCGGUUUGAGCAGCGGCGAACGAUCGAUUCGAUUGGGCGAAUUGAAGCAGCUGAAAUCGAUGAGGUAUCGCAUGAAGAACGAGGAAAAACGGCAGAAUCGAAAGCAGCUUAAAUACGAAAUGUACGAUGCCCCGGAAGGCGAUGAGGACGGCGGGAAAAUGGAUAUCAGAGACGUGGAGUUUAGAAUAACGAACGAUUUUAAAAAGUUACAGCGACUCCUUAACGAAGCCUCUGCGGAUACCCACAAAGACUUGGUGUUGUUGAAAUUAAUUUUAGCCAGCGGUUUGUAUCCGCAAGUAGCCGUUGAAGAUGAAUUUAAUUCGUCUAAAACGGUCCUCGAACGACUCUAUCACACCAAAAACAAAAAUUACGUUUUCCUGAGGCCCGAUAGUUACUUUGCUUCGAACCCGGAGGUGUUGGAAUUGCACAAUGACGAUGUCGAGGUGCCGCCUCCGGGAUAUUUUAGUAGAAGGUCUAUCAGCAGAAAGCAUCAAAUAUUGAUUUAUCAAACCAUACUGGAAACUAAGAAGGUGUAUUUGGUGAAUGCUAUGAGAAUGCCAGCAUUGCAAACUUUGCUGUUGUUGGGGAAAACUGUAGCUGCGAAUGAGACUUUCACUAAAUUUGUAAUAGAUGAUUUUUUGAUGAUUGAUGCUCCGUAUUUCGGGCAAGGUAAAGCAUUGUUGUUAAAAGCUCUCACUUUAAGAAGAGUUUGGAAGGAUAAACUGCAGUCAAAAUUAAAAGACCCGACUAAUACUAAAAUAGAUCAACGAGAAAUUUUCUAUUUUACGGAAGAUUUGAUUGCUUAUAUGACGACCGAAGUCAGUUAUAAUAUUAAGAGAUUGCUGCCUGCGGAUUUGAAGGAUAUAUUCUCGCACGAUUGUCGAAUUUUCGAAAGUGAAAAAAUUUCCGAGAACAAUAAAAACCCGUUCUGCAAGGAUUAUAAAAUAACGAAAAAUUUCGAAUUGGGCGGCAUUAACGUGACCGAGAACUUGGUGUACGGUUGUCUUUUGCAAGAAGAAUGGGCGUACGCGAUUGAACAGGAAAUAAUUAACACAGAAUUCGUAUGCAAGCAUUGCAAAAAAUCUCGUUUGGGUUCCACGUUGUUUGGGAAUAUCAGACAUGAGACGUUUUGCAGCAAAAGAUCGGAUGAAACUGCGCAAGAACCGGAAGAAACCGAAGAAGUCGUUAUUCAACCCAAUUCUAAACUAUACCAUUGUAAUGUUUGUAAUAAAGACUUGAUGUUGACUCCUGAAUCUGCGGCUAUUCAGAUGUUGAUAGAAACUUGUUCCGAAACGGAUCUGGAUAAAACUAUACCAGGAAGACAGUGGGCCUUGCAGGAAGUCAGAUCAUUGGUUUGCAGUUACCUUCACCAGGCUUUUAUUGCCGAUACGACUUUAUGUAAAUUAGUACAUUUUCAAACGUAUCCAAGCGAACUGAUCGAAAUAGUAGUCAAAGGCGUUCCUUCAAUGCACAUAUGCCUGGACUUUUUGCAGGAACUGAUGCAACAGCCGAGCCUUAACAAACAAAUAUUCGGAAUACAGCUGCUCUCCCACAUUAGCCUGCAGUACGCUCUACCGAAGAGUUUGAAUUUAUGCAUUUCGGCGCUGAAUUUGCUCUACGCCCUUCUCGGAGGCGUAUCCAGCGCUCAAAGGGUGAAGCUUUUCAAGCCCGUCUUACCGGCUUUAGUGCGAAUCAGCGAGGCUUUUCCUCCGUUGACCGACGACAUCAUUAAUUUGCUCAUGCAAUUGGCGAAGAUCUGCGAAUCGCAGGCGUCGCUGGCGUCUCAUUUCGACGCCCAUCUAGGUAAAAGUUUAGAAAUCGCUUCGAAAGAGAGCGGCGAAUUGUGCGAUUUAACCCAAAGGACUUUCAGCGAGAUUUUAGAUAAGGCGGUGUUGAAAGCGAAAAUUUAUAAGCAGGACUAGUAAAUUAUUUUUCAUAUUUAAAAGUAAGCUUAAAUUUUUAUAAAAUGUAUGUAUAAAUAAGGGUUUUUUUUAAUAAGCAGUAAGUUUUUUUUGUUUUGUUUUGUUAAAGGUGUUUGAAGAGU
This is a messenger RNA of Phyllotreta striolata, 6567 nucleotides long. The record is from the annotation of a GenBank genome assembly. Lineage: Eukaryota; Metazoa; Arthropoda; Insecta; Coleoptera; Chrysomelidae.